CUCAGAUUCCAAAUGAAAAUGUUUGAGAGCGUUGACUCCACAACCACAAGAUCUGGCCCUGAUCUUUGGGCUGAAAUCUGUUCCUGUCUGCCACAUCCUGACCAAGAGGAUGGUGCCAGCAAUGCCUUCUCAGACUCCUUUAUGGAUUCUUACCCUGUAGGCACAGGCCAGAGGGAAGCCCCACACUUUCCUGAGCAACCAGCUGUAAAGCCUUGGGCUCCCUUGCAGGAUUCAGAAGUGUAUUUAGCGUCUCUAGAAAAGAAACUGAGAAAAAUCAAAGGUUUAAAUCAGGAAGUGACUUCCAAGGACAUGCUUCGAACCCUGGCCCAAGCAAAGAAAGAAUGCUGGGAUCGGUUCCUCCAGGAGAAGUUAGCAUCGGAGUUUUUCGUGGGUGGACUUGAUUCUGAUGAGAGGUAAAUGGUUCCCACACCCUUGGAACAUUUCAAGAGGUGGCUCCAGCCAGAUAAAGUAGCCAUCAGUACAGAGGAGGUCCAGUAUCUGAUUCCUCCAGAGUCACAGGUGGAGAAGCCAUCGGCCGGGGAGGAGCCAGCAGCGGCGGAACAGUAAAUUACACACGCACCACGCCAAGCAGCUGUCUUGGGUCCGGAGGGAACAGCAGAGAGCUUGGCGUCAGCAGCAGCAAGGAGAAAUCUAGGGAGGGAAAAAGCCCAAGCCUUCCACUCUGCCAAGCGAGCAGCUGUGGGCCCCUGAGGACGUGCAGGGGUUGGCACAUGUGACUGGUUUGAGCAAAGUGACUGACCCAGUGAGUGCUGGAUCAAAAUACCGCCUCCCUCUCUGUCUCACAGCUUGCCUGAGCUCUGUUGCUGCAUGAGAGAAGUCUGCUAAGAAUCUAGUGAAGGACCAAGUAUGAAAGUAUUUGGAGAAAUGGAUGCCCUUGUAUAUAAUGUAUAAGUUAAAUGAGCCAUUUAUUUUCUUGCCUCUGGAUAUUCCUGCCUGUGUCCCAAGCAUUCCCUUGGUAAAUUGUGAGGGGUGCCUGGGGCCAAAGAAAGUGAAGUCUGCCUCCUUGAAUCCAGGCCACACUGGGGUUUCUUUAACAAGUCCAUAAUAAAUACAAGGACUUUAGGAAAGAA
This is a messenger RNA of Phacochoerus africanus (Common warthog), 1091 nucleotides long. It is a transcript of the gene CCDC32, whose product is annotated as coiled-coil domain containing 32. Gene Ontology annotation, biological process: cilium organization. The record is from RefSeq and is a predicted model, not a curated record. Lineage: Eukaryota; Metazoa; Chordata; Mammalia; Artiodactyla; Suidae. The transcript is spliced from 3 exons.